This is a messenger RNA of Anopheles coustani, 2413 nucleotides long. Its product is annotated as glutamate receptor ionotropic, kainate 2-like. The record is from RefSeq and is a predicted model, not a curated record. The transcript has 6 exons. Gene Ontology annotation, cellular component: plasma membrane; postsynaptic membrane. Gene Ontology annotation, molecular function: glutamate-gated receptor activity; transmitter-gated monoatomic ion channel activity involved in regulation of postsynaptic membrane potential. Gene Ontology annotation, biological process: monoatomic ion transport; synaptic transmission, glutamatergic; modulation of chemical synaptic transmission. Bases 1 to 2394 code for a protein of 797 amino acids. Lineage: Eukaryota; Metazoa; Arthropoda; Insecta; Diptera; Culicidae.
AUGACGAUCAACCUGUACCCGGAGGCGGACAUGCUGUCGCGCGCCCUGGCCGACCUGAUCGUCGACUACAGCUGGAAGAGCUUCACCAUCAUCUACGACACGGACGAGGGUCUGAUGCGGCUGAAGGACAUCCUGCAGAUUCACGGCCCGAGCGAUGCGCCGAUCACGGUGCGCCAGAUCGACGACGAUCCGGACUAUCGGCCGCUGCUGAAGGACAUCCAGUCGUCCGGCGAAUCGCACAUCAUCCUGGAGAUACGGCCCGACCGCAUCGUCGAGCUGCUGAUGCAGGCGAAGGAGGUCAAGAUGCUGGAGGAAUACCAGAGCUACAUCAUCACCUCGCUCGAUGCGCACACGCUCGACUUCAACGAGCUGCGCUACUCGCGCUCCAACAUCACCGCGCUCCGGCUGAUGGACACCAAGAGCUUCGACAUCAAGAACGCCGUGCACGACUGGGAGCAGGGCGAGGCGCGCAUGAAGCGCCCGUUCCGGCUCUCACCCGAGCACGUCCAGACCGAGUCGGCCCUCUACAACGACGCGGUCAAGAUCUUCGCCACCGCUAUCCGGGAGCUGGACGCGACGGAGGAGAUCUCGUACUGGCGGUUGUCCUGCGGCAGCAAGAACCAGCGCCAGUGGAAACAUGGCUUGCGCAUCGUCAACUACAUGAAGAAAACCGAAUACGGCAUCACGGGCCCUAUCAUCUUCGACGACUUUGGGCGGCGCACGCACUUCCACCUCGACAUCAUCGAGCUCAGCAAGGACGACGGCUUCAAGAAGAUUGCCACCUGGGACCCGACACACGGCGUCAACUACACGCGCAGCGAGGGCGAGGUGUACUCGCAGAUCGUGGAGUCUUUGCAGAACAAAACCUUCAUCGUCGCGUCCCGCAUCGGUGCACCGUUUCUCACGUUCAAGUAUGAAGGCGAAAUACUGGAAGGUAACAACCGCUUCGAGGGAUACUCGCUGGAGCUCAUCGAUGGGAUCUCCAAGAUCCUUGGCUUCCAGUAUCGCAUGGAGCUGGUGCCGGAUGGAAAGUACGGUUCCUACAACAAGAUCACUAAAAAGUGGGAUGGACUCGUGAAGCAUCUACUUGACCGGAAAGCAGACCUGGCCGUUUGUGACCUCACGAUAACGUACGAGAGACGAACAGCCGUUGAUUUUACGAUGCCCUUCAUGACACUUGGAAUCAGUAUCCUGUACGCCAAGCCAGUCCAGCAGCCGAAGGAACUGUUCUCCUUCCUUUCGCCACUCUCGCUCGACGUCUGGAUCUACAUGGCGACGGCCUACCUGGGAGUGUCGGUGCUGCUGUUUGUGCUAUCGCGCAUGGCACCGGCGGACUGGGAGAACCCGCACCCUUGCAAGCAGGACAACGACGAGGUGGAGAACACCUGGGACAUGCUGAACGCGCUCUGGCUGACGAUGGGCUCCAUAAUGGGGCAGGGUUGCGACAUCCUGCCGAAGGCGAUAUCGACGCGACUCGUUGCCGGCAUGUGGUGGUUCUUCGCCCUCAUCAUGCUGUCGUCCUACACCGCCAACCUGGCUGCGUUCCUGACGAUGGAGCGCAUGGAUGCGACCAUCGAGUCGGCGGAGGACCUGGCGAAGCAGAGCAAGAUCAAGUACGGUGCCGUUGUCGGCGGUAGUACGAUGGCGUUCUUCCAAACGUCCAACUUCUCCACGUACCAGCGCAUGUGGGCUGCGAUGGAGUCGGCCCGCCCGUCCGUGUUCACCAAGAGCAACGACGAGGGUCGGGACCGCGUCCUCAAGGGCAAACGGCUCUACGCGUUCCUGAUGGAGUCGACCUCGCUGGAAUACAUUACCGAGCGGCAAUGCGAUCUGACGCAGAUCGGAGGUCUGCUCGACUCGAAGGGCUAUGGUAUCGCGAUGCCAGUCAAUUCACCGUAUCGCACUGCCAUCAGCGGGGCCGUGCUAAAGAUGCAGGAGGAAGGCAAGCUGCACCAACUCAAGCAGCGCUGGUGGAAGGAGAUGCACGGUGGUGGUCGGUGCAACGAGUCCUCCAGCAUGGGCUCGGCAGACACGGCGGAACUGGGCAUCGGGCAUGUGGGUGGCGUGUUCGUCGUCCUGGCAAUUGGGUGCCUGUGCGCCUUCAUCAUCGGCAUCCUGGAGUUCCUCUGGAAUGUGCGCAAGGUGGCAGUCGAGGAGAAGGUGACGCCGUGGGACGCGCUCAAGGCAGAGCUGAAGUUCGCUCUAAGCAUCUCCGUCACCUCGAAGCCGGUGCACAACACGCUAAGCGAGUCGACGGCAAGCGGCAAGAGCUCGUUGCGCUCGAAGUCCGAGUCCCGGCGUGGCUCGGAAUCGGCCAGCCGUAUCAACAACGUGCGCUCUGCCGCGAGCCUCAUGAACAUCGACAAGAUGGGAUUCAGCUUCGGCAAAAACUAGGAUGCCCUUCCACGGAAGU